AACUCCCUCUUAUCUGAGCUCCUCCUAACAAUAGCAGCCCUGUUUUCCAUGUCACUGUGGAGAGAGACACACACGGAGAAACAGUACUGUAGCCAUGAGCCAGACAGCUAAGGAGCUGUUAAUCAUCUAUGAGACAGAGGCAGAGCAAUGGGCCACCUACCUGCACUCAGUCUUCACUGGUCCAAUCUCAGAGGCCGGGAUCUGCUGCUAUGACAUCGCUUCAGCGCCAGCGGGGCGGCGUUUGGACGACUUCUCGAGGCUGGCCGAGUACACCUGCAAGCUCCUGAUCCUCUCCAAAGGCAUGCUGGAGGUUCUCAGUCAGAUGCAACGCUUCUUCCUGGCCCGUGUUUUGAGUCCUGCAGCUCAUGUGGUGGUUCUGCUGUGCGGGGUGGAGAGUCUGACCCCGCUGCUGGAGCUGGUGCCCCUGAACGCAGACGAGUGCCUGCAGAUCUCCAGUGAACAAGAUGCUCAUGAAUACCUGUCUGCUGUCACUGAUAUUGUGAAGAAAGCCUCCACAGCAAAUGUCAACCCUUUAACAUGUAAACCAACAAGAUCAGAGGAAAACAUGGCACAAAAGCAGUCGACUGAAGCCCACAGUGACACAUCAAGAAGCGUGGUGGUCGUUCCUUCCAGAGUGCUUUGCGGGAGCUCCAUGGAAGUGUUCAUUCUUUUGAAAAAUGAGGCGGCUGGCAGCGACACCGAGGUUGAGUUCACUGGUGAGAAUCAGACAGUGAGAGUGAAGCCUGUCCGCUGGAACGAGCAGAUCCUGUGCAUCAAUGCACCAGAUUUUCCAGGAGGAAAUGUUGGAGUUACUGUGUAUAUCAAUGGAGUGCCGCUGAGCAAGGCACAGUUGCAGUACUACACCAACAUGGAGGAAAUAACCUGCCUUCUGGCCAGGGCUGCAGACCCUGUGGAUUUUAUGUGUCAGGCUUUUCAGGAGUCGUCUGUGGAGAGGUUGGAUCAGAAGUUGUCCUCGAUGCUGUUGGAGGGAAUGCCCACCGGAGGCUUUCAGGGACUGAACAGUGAAAACACACCUGAAAGAGAGCUCCACCACGCAGAAGUACCAACACUCCUCCACUUUGCUGCCCAGUAUGGACUAAAGAGAGUCUCCAGCCUCCUCCUGCAGUGUCCAGGCGCCGAGCGAGCCCUGCGCACAGCCAAUUGCCACAGGCAGACUCCCGCUGAGAUUGCCAAACAUCAAGGCCAUACAGAGCUACAUGUCCUAUUGAAGGAAACACUGAAUAUGUUCAACGCUGGCGAGGACAAUGGCGAUUCCAGCGUUUACGAAAUGAUGUGCGCCGCAGGGACUCCCUCUUUCACAGAUGUGCACAAAGAGCAAAAAGGAGAGAAGGAAAAGGAGGAGGAGGAGAUCUACGCACCACUGGAGGUGAAUGAUGAAUAUGACAGCAUGCUGAACUCAACAAACGCUGUUGUUAUCGCCAAUCGCCCACCGGCACCCACUCCUCGGCCUGAGAGCAGCCAUGUGAAGGAGGACAGAACCCCGUACAUCACUAAAGUGUUCCAGAAGAAGGCACCACUGGGGAAUGCUGAUCUGUAUUCACUUCCCACCAAACAAGCAGCACGCGGGAGAGAAGACAGCAUCUCCUCCACCUAUGACACCUUCUUGCCAAACCAGGGGAACGGGCUUCAGCCGCUCACUGAGCUCCAGCAGAGGGUGAAGGCAGGUUCACUCACCGUGGACGGGAACCUGGAGCGCUCCAGCGACCUGCAGCGGGGCCAGAAGGCAGUCGAUAACAUCCAGGAGGAGAAGAAGUCGAGUCAGCUGGGAGUCAGUACCAUCAACAACAGAGUGGAUGAUGACAGUGUGUACGAUAAAAUCGACCUCGUCCAUCAAACUCAGAGUGUUGCAGGGACGCGGGUCGAAGAGGAAGCCAGGCAGUGGAGUCUGAAUUUUACAGCACGCCGCUUAAAGGACAGCAUUCAAAUUAAUUUUCCAAAGCCGACAAAUAGUGAAGGCUCAAUUGUUCAAUAUGCACUCAAAUCUUCAAUCAAUCAUGCAAGUUAAAUGUUUAACUAACAAGUCGUUUGAAUUGUAUUACUCAUAAAGUUUUGUAUUUAAAAGUAUAAUAUGUAGUCACAUUUUGAUUCAGGUCUAACAGAUUUUAGAGGUAUUUUUCUGGUUUUAAGAAAAUGGUUUUCACAUUCUGUACAAUAAGGGCAAAUUUCCAUUUUUAAUUCAUUUUAUAUUUUAUUUGAAUAAAUUAAUGCCGUGAAUGUUUCCCACAUGAAACAACCUUGUUGAUUUUGAAGAUUUAACUGUUGGAGAAAAGACUAUUUCUUCUGCAGUGAGUUCAAUAUCUACACGUCGAAGAUAAUUCAUCUGCUACAAGUGUACUACAACACUUAUUGAAUGUUUUUCAGCCAAAAAGUUAACAUUUAAAAACUAUGAAUUCAUGGAUAAACAAGGGGUUGAAAGGGAAAAAAAAGGAAUCUUUUCCCCAGCAAAUCUUAGCCUGAAUAACCUUUCAUAUCUUCGCCAAUAGAGGGCGCUCUAUCUCUAAAUAUAUCCAUCACAUUUACUGUUUGAAGCAGCCAAAGACAUCUGGUGAGCCCAGGAGCACCUGCUGACCUCCUGAUGGCUGGGAGGCAUUCUAUGGGAAAAAGAAAUGUUUCCAUACAUGUUUAUGUAUGUAAACCAAGUGUAAAAAUACUUGUGCAGCAGGUGAGAACAUCAGUGAAGCGGUUCAUGCUGUGCCUGGAUGCAAACAGGAAACUGUCGCCUUGGUUUGGACCAGCCAAGGCAUGAAAGAUCCUCUCAUUAAUGAUGCAUUCAUUUAAUAAAAUGCUAAUUGUAAAACUAUCACAACUUAGCUCAAUGGAAAGAUUUAAAAAAUGUUUGAUUUUCCUGUGAAGUUCACUGUGUAAAGCCGCCACAGAAAAAUGUAUCAUACGUAUAAAUGUUUCAGGCAUUUUGAAAUGAAUAAAAACAUUUCCUUUAUUGA
This is a messenger RNA of Labrus bergylta (ballan wrasse), 2963 nucleotides long. Its product is annotated as B cell scaffold protein with ankyrin repeats 1. Gene Ontology annotation, molecular function: signaling receptor binding; protein tyrosine kinase binding. Lineage: Eukaryota; Metazoa; Chordata; Actinopteri; Labriformes; Labridae. The record is from RefSeq and is a predicted model, not a curated record. Gene Ontology annotation, biological process: negative regulation of B cell activation; negative regulation of phosphatidylinositol 3-kinase/protein kinase B signal transduction; B cell activation.